GAUAGAAUCACCAUCACCAGCGACACCAGUAGUACUCUUUACGUGCAUAUACCACUCAGCUAAUUUCGGUUGCGACGCGCACCAGCCUCCUCGAUAGCUGAUAGCGAUGGACGUCAUCAGUUCCAUCGGGGGCACGCUCUCGCAGCAUCGCCAGGGUGCCAGCGCCGCGACUGCCAGCGGUGCGGGCGGCCACCCGCAACCCAACGACGCGGCGGCGGCAACGACGGAGACAGUUCCCUACAGGCUCGCCUCUGCCUCGUCGUCUGCCUCGGCAAAUGACGUAUCGAGUGCGUUCCAUGAGACGUUCAAGACGACUCUCGCAGAGGCAGACUCCUACCUCAACAUCUUUGAGGCCAGGGUCAAGCUCGAGGAGGAUUAUGUUAAAGGGCUCAAGACGCUCGCAGAUAAGCAGAGGGACGUGGACCUGAAGCUUGACAGUCGCCUUUCUGUUGUCCUCAACCUCGAGCCAGGUGGUGCAGAAUGGCCGGGGGCCAGGCAGGCUUGGAAAGAGCUGCGAGCAAACGACUUGCGAGAGCUCGACACACGCCAGCACUACAUCGAGACGCUGCGCCAGGGUGUCAUUGCCCCGCUGACAGUCUUUCGUGACUCGCAGGAGAGGAUAAGGAAGAGGGUCAAGGAGGACCUCAAGACGAGCAUUGGACGCUACGACGAGAUGCGUAACACGACACUGCCACGGGCAAAGAAGGCCUACGAGAAGCGCUGCGACGAGGUGGAGCAGCUUCGGUUGCAGCAGCAGGCCAUUGAGGACCAGCGCACCCUGCUCAGUCCCCCGUCGAUGGCAAUGGCCAGGGAUGCAUCCGGGACGGGGUCUAGCAGGGCCGGCGAGCCUUCGUCCCCUCUAGGAGACGACGACGAUGACACGGGAAGCCGAUCCGACACGGCUCGCACCUCGCUUGAUGCCUCUUCCAUCGGUGCUUCGUCUGCUCCGCGCAGGUCCAAGUCGACACACAGGAGCAAGCCCCACAAUCGCAACUCGUCGCGGUCCAGCCUCCGGUCGGACGAAGAGCCAACGAGCCCAAGGACGAACCCGUCGCCAAGGAUAGGCGGCGAUGCUGGGCUGUUUGCCAGUUCGCCGACAAAAGAUGGCGAGAAGAGCAAGGGUCCUGGCCACUUUCUGGACGCGCUUCGAUCGAGGGAGAACUGGGAGGCAGCGAGAAAGGAGGCGCCAAAGAAGAUUAACGCGCUCUUGAGCCGGAUGGGAGGGAGCGGCGCGACCAGCAAUGUUUCUCACGAUAGAUCGCCCCCAUCUGGCGCUGUGGAGGGCGGUGCUCUGGGUGUGCACACCGGCGGCGAGGGUGGCAUUGGACUGGGAGGCGUAGUGCUGGGCAACAGCUCCGGAAGCAUGCGAUCGAACCAGAACCUCGCCCUCAAGAGCGUCAAGGCCAAGCGGGAAGCAGAAGAAGCCGACAAGGCAUACCGAAAGAUGAUUUUCGACCUCGAGACGCUGCGGCUGCGCAGGAACAAGACGUUGCGCGCUGCGCUGGCGAGCGUCGUUGAGUGCCGUCGCGAGCUUCAUUUGACGUGCCAGGCCGUCUGGAUGCAGGCUGAGCGAUCAGGCCUCGUCAUGGCCAGCUCCCACAGCAGCCUGCGUACACAUGCCGAAGAGGUGCUCCAGACCUCGCUUGUCCAUCUCGACGACGAGCUCGUCAUGGUCGAGAAGCGGCUGCCUUCGCUCAGCGAGACCCACGACAGCCGGGUUGCCUAUGUCAACUAUCAGUACGGCGAAUGCAAGGACCUCAUCUUCGGCGUCUCGCUCAUCGACUAUGCCUUCACGAGGGCUCAGCAAUCCGCACCCACCCUGGGCGGGCCCACGAAGGUGCAACCGCCGCUGAUUGUGCGCAAGUGCAUCCAGUUCAUCGAGGAGCGUGCUCUCGAUCACCAAGGCAUCUACCGCAUCUCCGCCAAGCACACAGCGAUACAGAACUUGGCACACGCUCUGGAAAAGGACGAAGAGCGAUUCCAGUUCCGGUCCGAGGCCGACGAGCCUGCUACGGUUGCUGGCGUGCUCAAAUUGUACCUCCGCCAGCUGCCCGAGCCCGUCAUGCCUAUCCCGUGGGAGGAGCGCAUCCGACACACGCAGGAGCGCGACGAACAAAUUCAGACGGGCUUUGCUAAUCUGAAGGGCAGGAUCCGAAGGUUGCCCCAGAUCAACCAGGAGACGCUCAAGCUCAUCGUGGGCCACUUGGCAAAGGUAGCGGCGCACUCGGAAAAGAAUAAGAUGAAUGCCAACAAUCUCUCGAUCGUCUUUGGCCCGCUGCUCCUCUCGCAGGCUGAUCACGAGACGACGAGCAUCGCGGCGGCUAUGGAGGAGGAUCGCGUUACGGAGGACUUGAUCCUCUACGCGGCCGACAUCUUCGAUCUCAGCCAUGCAGGCGCACCCGUCCUGCCCAACAUUCGUCCAUCGAUGCCACCGCUUGACUUCGAGGGUGUUACCAAUGGCGUAGAGGAGGCCGACCAUAGCGAUGUGCGCAAAGUAGAAGACACCAGAGAGGCAUCUGAGGGCCUCGAGAAGCCCAACCAGAUCGCGGUCGAGUCUGAAAAAUACCCUAUCAGCGCCACUACCUCGGGCCUGACAACGAAAGAUGCCGCCCAUCAUUCCCAGCCCCUCGCAGCUCCGCUUCCGGUUUCAACAGCCGCAGUUGCUGCGGUUCCCACAGGACCGAUCUCGUCAAGCGCAGAUGUACCCCUUGUCCUCUCGGGGAAUACGGACCUCAAGAGAUCCGAUGCCAUUGGCCGCGGCAACACACUACCCGCUGGAAACGCUUUCUCUUUGAGCGAUCAGCCUCCAAAGAGCGCUGGGAACGGCGCGGAAGUCCCUGCGACGAUCGAACCGCACCCAGUGCUGACGAGUGUCACAAGCGCUGGUCUGCAGGAGGCACAUGCUGAUCCGCCAGCGACUCUGCCGCAAACUGCGCCUGCCGCUGCGAGAGGGCAGAGCGAAGAGACGCAGACGCCGCUGGCAAAGAGCGUCGGCUCGCCAAAGCCAGUUGAGAAGGAGCUGGACGAGGAAGCUGUCCCAACAACGGACCGCCUCGGGACAAGUGGCGAGGACCCGACACCGACAGCAACAAAUACGAAGAGGCUGUUAGAUACCUAAUGUAUCGAUUAGAUCAGGAUGCAUUUCAGUGCUAGACAUGGUCCCGGGCGUGACGCCCUGUGACACCUCUCUAGCACAACAUGGACAUUACAAUACAACAGAUUUUU
Molecule: messenger RNA, 3225 nt
Organism: Acaromyces ingoldii
Lineage: Eukaryota; Fungi; Basidiomycota; Exobasidiomycetes; Exobasidiales; Cryptobasidiaceae
Product: RhoGAP-domain-containing protein
Exons: 3
Coding region: 107-3118 (1003 amino acids)
Biological process (GO): signal transduction; regulation of GTPase activity
Cellular component (GO): cytoplasm
Source: RefSeq, a predicted model, not a curated record